Messenger RNA from Neopelma chrysocephalum (saffron-crested tyrant-manakin), 713 nucleotides. RefSeq names its product polyubiquitin. The record is from RefSeq and is a predicted model, not a curated record. Gene Ontology annotation, molecular function: ubiquitin protein ligase binding; protein tag activity. Gene Ontology annotation, cellular component: cytoplasm; nucleus. NCBI's taxonomy places the organism in Eukaryota, Metazoa, Chordata, Aves, Passeriformes, Pipridae. Gene Ontology annotation, biological process: modification-dependent protein catabolic process; protein ubiquitination. Bases 16 to 636 code for a protein of 206 amino acids. The transcript is spliced from 3 exons.
UCCGGAGGCGGCUCCAUGCCGGGUUUUCCCGGCGCUGCUCACGCCCCUCCCGCCGCCCCGCGCGCGCUGGACGCAGCGCACCCACGCGCAGGGCGCAGAUCCCUCCGCGCUGCCGCAUCCCGCCUCAGCCCACGCAGGAGAGCGGCGGCGCGCGGGGCCGAGAAAAUAGGAAAAAUGCAGAUCUUCGUCAAGACCCUGACUGGCAAAACUAUCACCCUUGAGGUGGAGCCCAGUGACACCAUUGAGAAUGUCAAGGCCAAGAUCCAGGACAAGGAGGGCAUUCCCCCAGAUCAGCAGAGGCUGAUCUUCGCUGGGAAGCAGCUGGAAGAUGGUCGCACUCUGUCUGACUACAACAUCCAGAAGGAGUCCACUCUGCACUUAGUGCUGCGCCUCAGAGGUGGGAUGCAGAUCUUUGUGAAGACCCUGACUGGCAAGACCAUCACCCUGGAAGUGGAGCCCAGUGACACCAUUGAGAACGUCAAGGCCAAGAUCCAGGACAAGGAAGGCAUUCCACCUGACCAACAGAGGCUGAUCUUUGCUGGGAAGCAGCUGGAAGAUGGUCGUACCCUGUCCGACUACAACAUCCAGAAGGAGUCCACCCUGCACCUUGUCCUGCGCCUGAGGGGUGGUAACUGAACCAGCAGGUUGUUGCAUCCAAAUAAAAAGUUUCUCUGCACUUGUUCACUCCAAUAAAGCUGUUGCAUCCACAAAAA